Molecule: messenger RNA, 2318 nt
Organism: Acyrthosiphon pisum (pea aphid)
Lineage: Eukaryota; Metazoa; Arthropoda; Insecta; Hemiptera; Aphididae
Product: glucose dehydrogenase [FAD, quinone]
Exons: 3
Coding region: 318-2060 (580 amino acids)
Molecular function (GO): oxidoreductase activity, acting on CH-OH group of donors; flavin adenine dinucleotide binding
Source: RefSeq, a predicted model, not a curated record
UAAGUUUAAAUAUUAAAAAAAUUGUUUGUUAGUUGGGUUCCUUAUGUGCUUAUUUGAAAAAAAUUAUACUUAAUGCCAAAUAACCUAUAUUGAAAGUUCAUUAACCUACCACAUUUUACAUCUUUAACCAGUAAAUUAUAUGAAAUGAUAUAAGAUAUCACUUGAUCACGUUCAGUAGGAGUAACAGUAUAUUUGCAAACAUUGAAUAAAAAGUAUUUAUAGUGGGGAGAUUGACCUAAAAUAACAGUAUUGUUUGAAUUAUUUGACACUGACAUUCGUUCUUGUCCAUGGCCAAGUACACUGACUCUUGAUUCAUAAUGAAAAUUAUUGUUAUAAUAUUUGUAUUUUUUAUUUCAUCUACAACUUCAAUACUUGUGGAAUUAUUCCAGUCAAUUUAUGGACAGUAUCUACAACAAGGAAUUCCUUUUAGGGAAAAUACAUUUUUAGGAAAUAAACCAAUAUUACGCGAGUAUGAUUUUAUUGUCAUUGGAGCAGGUCCAGGAGGCAGUGUCGUUGCAAACCGUUUAUCUGAACAGUCAAAUUGGUCAGUACUAUUAUUGGAAGCCGGACAAGAUGAAUCUGUAUAUACAGAUAUACCAGGAGCAACGGGAUUUUUAGAAGCAACAGACUAUAAUUGGGGUUAUACCGCUGAACCAGUAAAAAACGGUUGUCUAGGUUUUAAAAAUAAUCGUUGUCCAUGGCCAAAAGGAAAAGGCAUGGGAGGAUCAUCAAUUAUAAAUGCCAUGUUUUACACAAGAGGAAAAAAAGAAGAUUAUGAUACGAUUGCAACACUAGGAAAUGAUGGUUGGGCUUACAGUGAUGUACUGCCAUAUUUCUUAAAAUCUGAAAACAAUUCAGUACCAGAAUAUCGAAAUUCACCUUUUCAUUCACAAAAAGGAAAUUUACAUGUUGAACGAGUUAGAUAUCAUUCACUACUUGCUGACAAAUUUAUAGAAGCUGGCGGAGAAUUAGGAUUAAAUAAAAAUAUUGACUUUACAGUUAACCCGGAAAAUGGAGUAUCACGUUUACAGGUCACAACUCUAAAUGGACACAGAGUAAGUGCAUCUAAAGCCUAUAUUCGCCCAGUCAAAAAUCGACAAAAUCUCCACGUGGCUAUAUUCAGUCAUGUAACAAGAAUACUUAUUGAUCCAAAGACUAAAAAGGCAACAGGAGUAGAAUUUAUUAAAAAAGGAAAACAUAGAACAGUAUAUAUUAAAAAAGAAGUUAUUUUAUCUGCCGGUGCGAUAAAUUCUCCACAAUUACUUAUGUUGUCAGGAGUUGGACCAAAAGAUCACUUAAAUAAUCUUGGUAUACCAGUAAUUCAAGAUUUACCAGUAGGACAAAAUUUACAAGAACACUAUGGCACAGUCGCAUUGGAAUUCAUAGUAAAUCAAACAGGUCCAUCACUCAACAAGCAAACUUUAUCAAAUAUUCAUUUAUUUGAAGAAUGGUUUAAAUAUGGUCGAGGACCACUUACGGUACCAAUGGGGGCAGAUGGUUUAGGUUAUAUAAGAUCACCAUCCGGCAAAGAGAUUGAAUUAAUAUUUGUUCCUUUAUCGGAAAAACCAAAUGCGUUCCUCAUGGCUACAUUGUUGUUACAACCAGAUGCUCGUGGAAGUGUAACUUUGAAAAAUAAUAACUCAUUGCAUCCACCCAUCAUGUCUUAUGGUUAUUAUGACAGUAAUACUGAUCUAGAAGACAAUGUAUAUGCGCUGAAAUAUGCAGUUAAAUUGGUAGAAGAAACACAAGCAUUUAAAGAUUUGGCAGCCAAACUUAACCCAGAACCAUACCCAAAUUGUAGCCACGUAGUAUUUAGAUCGGAUGAUUAUUGGGUGUGUUUAUCAAAACACUUGACAAAUACAUAUCAUCAUCAAUGCAGUACGUGCAGGAUGGGCGAUGUUGUAAAUAAUAAAUUACAAGUAAUUGGUAUUCAAGGAUUAAGAGUAGUAGACAGUUCAGUACUUCCCCAUAUUCCUAGUGCACAUCUUUACGCCCCUACUUUAAUGGUUGGGGAAAAAGCGGCAGACAUGAUUCGCAGUUAUUGGUCAAAAAGCCAAUAAAAAAUUCAGCUAACUAUUUAUUUAUUUAUUUAUUUAUUUAUUUAUUUAUUUAUUUAUUUAUUUAUUUAUUUAUACUUUAAAUAAUAUUAUACCUAAUAACAACGUAGAUGAAAAUGUCAUUACUUACCAGAAACAAUUAGAGCUUUGUUUGGUCCAACAGUGUGUAUUUGUCCCAUUUUUUUUUUUUUAUUAUUUAUUGAUGAAUGAUUUUAUGUUUCUUUAAAUACAACCAUAAAUACAACAAUUUAAUAUAUUUAA